Molecule: messenger RNA, 723 nt
Organism: Pseudovirgaria hyperparasitica
Lineage: Eukaryota; Fungi; Ascomycota; Dothideomycetes; Acrospermales; Acrospermaceae
Exons: 1
Coding region: 1-723 (240 amino acids)
Source: RefSeq, a predicted model, not a curated record
AUGAAGCGUUUCCAGCACUAUCCAAGAGCCCUGCCGCCCAAGAGACCACGAUUGAACGGGUGUCUACAUCCCUUCAAGGGGAGCAUCCAAGAUUGCGUCGAGCCCGCCCUGGAAGACUCGCCAAAGGACAUUUUCAGAUUCAUGGAUCUCCCCGCUGAGCUCCGAAUCCGGGUAUAUGAAGAGCUUUUUGGACCGUUUCCCGAGCCUAUCUUCGUCAUAAAGUGGGGGAGGUCGCCGCACAAUGUACGAAAAUACGUCAAUGGAGUGUGUCUCCUGGCGACUUGUCGUAUGAUCAAUACGGAAGCAACACCAAUACUAUACAAGAAUACAAUAGGGGUAGACGCCUAUGUUUUCGACAUACAACACCUUUCGGGCUUCAAGUCUCGAUCCCUUAACUACAUCACGUCUCUAAAAGUCUAUGGAGAUUUAUUCUGUUUCAAGAGAACAGUGGUACCGCUCUUUCCCUUCCAGGAACUCGGGUCUCUUAAGAAAGUCGUUGUAGCUGUUGCUCCUCAUAAAUUAUAUAAUGAUUCCGGACCUCAGAUACAAGAGAUGAUGGUCAGAGCAGUCAGAAGACUGUUGCAGUCUCUGCCACGAAAUAUCGACCUCAGUUUCGAACUCGUAGAAAAUGUACAAAGCAGCCAGGUGGCAGAAUGCGUCCUUGACCUUGCCCCGUGGAAUGAGGAAAUCAAACUCGUCAAAGCAGAGCUCGAAGGGAGUUGA